AUGAGACCUUCUCCAGUUGCCCUAAAGUCUCUAGGGCCUACGCUUUCCCUUGAAGAGUUCUUGUUUCGUCAGCAGAUUAAGGGAAUCUAUAGGAAGGUGGUACGACUGAUUUAUAAGCAUCAUGAGAGAGAUGACUUAAUGAAGUUUUUGAGAUAUGAGUUCAAAAUCAAGGAAAAGCACGAUCUUGCUUACAGAAAAUACUUGUUGAGUCAAGGUACUCAACGUAUCAAUGAUAUGGCCAUGAUGUUGGGACUCAACAUUAGUGUUUGA
This is a messenger RNA of Yamadazyma tenuis ATCC 10573, 270 nucleotides long. RefSeq lists its product as uncharacterized. NCBI's taxonomy places the organism in Eukaryota, Fungi, Ascomycota, Pichiomycetes, Serinales, Debaryomycetaceae. The record is from RefSeq and is a predicted model, not a curated record.